UCAGAAAAAAAACGCCCAAAAAAAUAUCAACAAUAUAAAAAAAGGAAUUUACCUUUUCCUCCUUCCCAUUCGAAACCCCUCAAACAAAAUUUCAAUAUAUUCUGUUCCUUCUUUCUUUCUACUCUCACAACUCUCAUCUCAAUUCUCACUCCUCAGAUUCAAAUCGAGCUAUUCAGAAACCCUAAUUUUUGAAGCAUGGGUCAGAUCCAGUACUCUGAGAAGUAUUUCGAUGAUACUUAUGAGUAUAGGCAUGUUGUUCUGCCUCCUGAAGUCGCUAAGUUGCUUCCCAAGAAUCGGCUCCUCUCUGAAAAUGAGUGGCGUGCAAUAGGAGUUCAGCAAAGCCGAGGUUGGGUUCACUAUGCAAUUCAUCGUCCCGAGCCACACAUCAUGCUUUUCAGGAGGCCUUUGAAUUAUCAGCAGCAGCAGGACAACCAGGCCCAGCAAAGCAUGCUUGUCAAAUGAUGAUGAUGCUUUAACUUCUAUUAAAAAUCGGAAUACAGUAUUAUAUAUAGGGUUUUUUAAUUUCUGUUAGCACAUGGAUGUUGUGGUAUAUUCUCUUCUGUGGAGAAUUUGAAUAUGGUUUUCAUUUUCGUUUAAAUGUUUCUGCAGAUACAAUGGUUUCGUAAAUGUUUGUUGGUGUACUUCUCGUGUACUCUACCUUUCGUGGAUUAUAAUUGUCUGCUCGUUACUUUAUGCUAAUGUUUUGCAGAA
Messenger RNA from Cicer arietinum (chickpea), 711 nucleotides. RefSeq names its product cyclin-dependent kinases regulatory subunit 1. Lineage: Eukaryota; Viridiplantae; Streptophyta; Magnoliopsida; Fabales; Fabaceae. Gene Ontology annotation, molecular function: cyclin-dependent protein serine/threonine kinase regulator activity. The record is from RefSeq and is a predicted model, not a curated record.